AUGGAUGAACAGCAUAAUUGCGCUGAAAAAGAUCGAGUUUGCCUUCAUUCUGACUGUGACAUUGUAUUAACUGAGGAUGACAUACCUGGUACCAAGCUCUAUAAGCCAGUCGAACAGUGCUCGAUGGCAAUAUUAAAGAGAUGGCUUUCGUGUCGUGGAGCUAAUAUUACUGGGAAAAAGCUUGAGCUUGUGAACAGAGUAAAGAAUUACAUUAACAAUGGAUUGGAUGGACAAGUUGUUGACCCUGACAGUGGAAAGAACUAUCGAAAAAAAAGGAUCACUCUAAGUACUCCUCAGACGACACCAGAUGAAGCAUUUCCCAUGUCUGGAUUCCAAACAGAUCUUUCAAUUUUACCAAGGGUGAGGUAUGCCAACAUUUGGAAGUUUCUGAUAGAUGAUGUUGAAGUUAAAAAGCAAGUAUCUACUGAAAAACCUCUCGUGAAAGGUUAUAAUUUCUUCAAGUCUGGCAAUGUUCAACAUGUUCUAUCACAAACAAGAAAUGGUUUAUAUUUUAUAAAAAGCAAAGUGCUACCUUCCAUGAAAAAAGAUAGUUAUAUAGUCAAAAUAACAAUGAAUGAAAGAUCUCUUGUGCAAAAAGCUUUCUGUGAUUGCCCUGCUGGAAUUGAUGGACGCUGCAAUCAUGUAGCUGCUACAUUGUUCUUGCUGGAAUCUCUAGAUUGUUCUUUAAAUAAAGUAAACAAUUUCGGCUUGCAAAAUUCUGUUACUCCUUGCACUUCAAAGCCUUGCACUUGGAAUAUUCCUAAAAGAGCAGCUAAAGCUUCCACAAUACAGGACAUGAAGUUUAUAAAGCAUAGUUAUAACAAGGAAAAAUUCAAAUCUGCUGAGCACAUCUUAAUCAAAAAAAUUCCAGAGAAACAAAAACCAUCAAAUGAGGAUCUACAUUCUUUUUACAAGAAAAUAAAGAUUCUGGAAGCUGAAACAGGAAUGAAGACUGGUUUGAGCUUCAUUAUUCCAAAGCCAAAUGAUGAAAAUAACUUUGGGACUUCUGAAACUUCUGACUACAAUCCUUCAUAUAGUGCUCAUUUAGAUGGUACAAGUAUGCAGCUGGUUUCUCCAAACAAAUAUCUACCAAUGUCACUAAAUGAAAUAAAAGCCAGGAGUGAAAGGGUUAAGAAAAGGUUGCUAGCAUCAGUGAGUGACCGCGAUCGCAUAAUGGAACUUACUGUCAAUCAACAUGAGUCAAAACUUUGGUAUGAUGUUAGACAACCUCGUAUUAUAGCAUCAAAAGUCAAAAGAGGCUUAAUAAAACCAACAAUAAGUCCUACCAACACCAAUAACUACCAUACACCAAUUCAAACUAAAGCAAUGAAGGAUGGAAUUGAAUCAGAAGCUGGCAUACUUAAAAAAUAUGAAUUAAUUUCUGGAAAUACUGUUAGGAAGGUGUGA
Molecule: messenger RNA, 1407 nt
Organism: Xenia sp. Carnegie-2017
Lineage: Eukaryota; Metazoa; Cnidaria; Anthozoa; Malacalcyonacea; Xeniidae
Exons: 2
Coding region: 1-1407 (468 amino acids)
Molecular function (GO): zinc ion binding
Source: RefSeq, a predicted model, not a curated record